Megalopta genalis is the source of this 1304-nucleotide messenger RNA. Its product is annotated as high affinity copper uptake protein 1. The record is from RefSeq and is a predicted model, not a curated record. Lineage: Eukaryota; Metazoa; Arthropoda; Insecta; Hymenoptera; Halictidae. Gene Ontology annotation, cellular component: membrane. Gene Ontology annotation, molecular function: copper ion transmembrane transporter activity. Gene Ontology annotation, biological process: copper ion transmembrane transport.
UCAAACGAUGCAUUGAUCGGACCGUUUAAAAAAUGUUCAAUGUCGUUGUUUUAAGAAUGCUCGCGGAGCAUUCUUUGCACUUUGGUUGACGUGAGAUAUCAGUAUUUCAGUGAACGCAGUUUCUCUGGUAGCGCUGAACCCAUCACUUCAGCAGCAAUAUGUAUAUGUUCUUUCAUUUUGGUGAAAGCGAAAUUAUUUUGUUUAACGGAUGGAAAGUGGUAGACUGGACAGGGAUCGGAUGGUCAAUGCUUGGAAUUAUUCUUUUAGUGACGUUAUAUGAAGGAAUAAAGAGUUAUCGUGAUCAUCUUUACGUCGAGACCGCCCGUUAUUCGAGACUUAGGAAUAGAAUACCAAGGACGGCAUUACUUUUCUCCAAGAUACAUUUCGUUCAAACGAUCGGACACGUCUUGCAGCUGAUCAUAGGAUACUUUCUUAUGCUAAUUUUUAUGACAUACAACGUUUGGCUCUGCUUAGCUGUCGCGAUCGGUACUGCCCUAGGUUACUGGCUGUUUUCUUGGGAAAAGUCCAGCGGCGACAAUAUUGACUGCUGUUUGUAGUAAUAAGAUCUUGUUCUCUCUCUGUCUAGCCGAAACGAGAUUCUACAAACAGGAACUGUUCUAAUGAAGUGAACACAAAAGUUGACUAAUCGGUACCACAAUAUCGUAAAACGUCCAUAUUUCGAUCACACGGUCCGCCCCGUCUCACUGGGAAGGGAAUUUACGAGCUUGAUCCGAAUCUAAGGUUGCAUACAAAAAAAUAAUGUCCAACAAUAGUUCAGAGACUAUUUUCAAUAACAGUACACCAUGCGUGUACAGAAGACAGUUCAAGUCGAUGGACGAGAUACUGCUUGGAUGGGAUAGAUUCAAUGCUAGGGCGUUUCUUACUAUCUUCUGCCUCUUUUGCAUUUGGUGCAUAACAUUUUUCUUGACGUAUAAGCAGGAAGGUUCUCAUGAGGGUCACGAAGGUCAUGAAGGCCACAACGGUCACGAAGGCCACGCUGGUCAUGAAGGCCAUGGGAUGUCUAUGGGUCUGUGAAUUUUUACGCUUCCGGAGGUAUGUAAAUAUUCUAAAUCAUUUUAGUUAAUUAACAUCAAUCAUUUUUCAGUUAUUCUGUUUAAUAAUACUUUACCAAAGAUGUACUGACAAGUAAUCGAUCGAUUGUGAGUUUCAUUUUGAAUCGAAUGUUUCACGAAAUAUAUGUUCUUUAUAGACAUUGUAGUUAACACCUUUCACUAUGUUAAAUAUAUUAUUACACUUUUAUUUACAAUUUUUUAUUUAUAAUAUUCAAGUGAAAUAUAAUACGA